AAAAAAAACACAACCACUCGAAACUAGUCUACUUUAUUACUUUAGUGCGAAAAAAGCGAAUUUAAGGAAAUGCAAUUCGUGAACAGUUGAUUAAUAUGGUUGAUAAUGAAAAGAGCCAGUGUUACCUUGGAGAAUCUUGCUGUGGGUGAGAUAUGGAUCCUCUUCAUUCUGUUGGCAUCAGUUGCAGAGGGAAAGUACACAAAACUGGUUGGAAUGGAUAAGAAAAAAGUCUGUCGAGACAAAAACUCUGUAAUGGUUGAUUAUCUAAAAGAGACAGAGUCAGCAUUGAUAUUAGCCAAGACAGUGGAGUACAAAGAUGCAUCGGAGGCCAAGGACUGCAAUGUUAUCCUGGGUCCCGACAGUGACAGUGACAAACAGUUUCUACUCCUCGAAUUUGAGAGUUUUCACAUGCCUGACUGUGACGUCGAACUCAUUAUCCAUCAGUGUCCAUUUGUUACAUUUGAUCGGGACAUCAUUCUCAUGAGACGUUUGGGCUGUAAGGACAGAAAUCCUAGAUCGUUGAUGACAAAGAAGAAACACAAUGUGAGGUUUAUACUGCACAGAGAGUAUGUGACACCAAAGAGGGUGUACAACUUCAGGAUCAAUGUUACACUCACAGAUGGUAUGAAGAAACAUGAGGACAACAUGUCAUUGGGUCUGAAAAUUGGAAUUGUUGGUGUGAGUGUGAUCGCGGCCAUCAUUGUGGCUAUAAUGGUGUUUAAAGCAGUUCGACUGAGAAUGAUAGUACGACAAGAGUAUCACCAUGAGGAGGAACACGAGACUCAUCACGUCCUUACCAGUCUAUCUAACAGUCGCCAACGUCUCCAGCCGAAUAGCUAUACAGAACUCACUGACCACGGACCUAUGGAUAAUCAGUUCAUGAAUGCAGACCCUCUGAACCAGCACCCAGUGGAGGUACAACUGGCAGUUACAGUCGACGUCCCCAGAGGUAAUGUCAGACAUGUAUCUCCAGCUGUCCCCAGAGGUAAUGACAGACUCGUGUCUCCAGCUGUCCCCAGAGGUGACAACAGACAGCCACCACCAGCAGACCCCAGCGUCACUCACACAUAUGCAAAUACUCACCAGGCAGAACCUCCAAGGGAGGGAACAAGGCCUAAUCCUGCCCUACCCUCGGAAAGACAGCUGUCAGAUUCCCAAGGGCAGGGAACAAGGUCCACUUCUGUCGCACCCCAAGGAAGAAAGCUGCCAGAGUCCCCGGGGGAGGGAACAAGCCUCACUGCUAUCCGGCCAAUAGAGGAAGGGUUGCCAGAGUCUCCCCCCUCCUAUGAAGAAGCUAUUGAUAUGCCAAUCCCCAUCCCUGCUGCAGUAGUUAUGGACGACCCUUCCCCGCUCUAUCAGAAUCUUAACACCACUGAGAGCUGAUAACAGGUGGAAGGUCGCAGGGAACUGAUCUUUCUGCUGGUCAUAUAAAUUGUAACAUGAAAAUAAUAUUAUGUAUCAUCUGA
This is a messenger RNA of Pecten maximus, 1466 nucleotides long. RefSeq lists its product as uncharacterized. Lineage: Eukaryota; Metazoa; Mollusca; Bivalvia; Pectinida; Pectinidae. The record is from RefSeq and is a predicted model, not a curated record. The transcript is spliced from 6 exons. The coding region runs from base 106 to 1383 and encodes 425 amino acids.